Molecule: messenger RNA, 1299 nt
Organism: Epinephelus lanceolatus (giant grouper)
Lineage: Eukaryota; Metazoa; Chordata; Actinopteri; Perciformes; Serranidae
Product: glutathione-specific gamma-glutamylcyclotransferase 1-like
Biological process (GO): glutathione catabolic process
Cellular component (GO): cytoplasm
Molecular function (GO): glutathione specific gamma-glutamylcyclotransferase activity
Source: RefSeq, a predicted model, not a curated record
GAUACAGAGGAGAAACGGACGGUGUGUUUUUUUUUGAUGACAUGGUCAUAAACUCGGCGCUUUCUGUAUGACUGCAUUUCUGGGCGAUUACUUUCGCUCUCAGCUGUAUAUAUUAGCGACUCUGGGACGCAUUGGAAUGUAUAACAGGACAGACACAGCAAAGGACGGAUCUGAGAGUAGCCACUUUUUGACAGGCACACCAACACACUUGCCUUGUUUUUUAAACACAGCCUAGCGAUCGCAAUGAAACCUCAGGACAUUAUCAGAGAAAGAAACCACCUGUGGAUAUUUGGAUAUGGCUCCUUGGUGUGGAAGCCUGACUUUGCAUACAAGAGGAGCAAAGUUGGCUUCAUCAGAGGAUACAAGAGGCGCUUCUGGCAUGGAGAUGAUUUUUAUAGAGGAGACAAGGAAAGGCCAGGCAGAGUGGCCACACUUGUGGAGGAUCAGGAGGCUUGCACGUGGGGAGUGGCCUAUGAAGUGAGUGACUCCCAGAUCGAGGAAUCCCUUCAGUACCUCAACAUGAGGGAGGUUGUGUUGGGGGGUUACACAACAGAGAUGGUGGAGUUCAUCCCUAAGGAGAAGGGUCAGGGUGCCAUGUUGGCCCUCGUCUACAUAGCCACUUCCGAUAACCCCACCUAUCUCGGCCCAGCCUCGGACAAAGAGAUCGCCGCCCAGAUUGCCAUCUGUAGAGGGAACACGGGUCACAAUAUUGAAUACCUGGUCCGCCUGGCAGAGUUCAUGAGGCUGUGUUGUCCCGAGGUAGAGGACGAGCACCUCUUCUCUAUUGAGGCGGCGCUUCUGAACAUUUUCCAUGACCGUGGAGGGAUCAAACCCCUAGACCAAACGUCCCUGCUGGUGGGAGCCUCAUAAGUCUACAUAAGGUGCUCCACUUUAAAAAAAAUGUUAAUGUUUUUUAUUCUGGGUGAAGGGAAAUGAAAUCUUCUAACACAUGUUUGAAGGUAUUCAGUGCUUGAAAGAGGAAUACCUGACUUGGUUUCAAGGAAAACAGUGAUGAAAUUUCAUGUAUCUAACAGUUUAAAGGUCACAGCCUCACAGAAUAAUGAUCUUUUAACCUUCUGACUUGACAUUUUAUGACUGUAAAGGCAGAAAAAAUGUAUUUUAAAUACUGUAUACAAACUCCAGAAGCAGAUGGUGUUGUUAAAACAUCACACAAAGGGAUGACGUCUCUUUUUUAAAUACAUAAUAUCUUAUACCUUUGUUGUAAAAGGCUCUCAGAAGCAACUGUAUAGUGUGCAUAUUUUUAAAAUGUCCUCUAAUAAAACACUGAAAUCUCGUGAA